UUCGCGUAUUCAAGCAACUGUCUACUGUCCCUCUACGGCCUCGGUACGGGGAGUAUUCCUGGAGCCGGUGGCUCCGGUUUGUGUUAGUGAGAAUUGUGUUUGAGACAAACCAGUGCUUAUUAUAGGGCUUUCUUUAAAUGGCUGCACUGGUGAAGGAGGAGCCUAUAGUAAAAACCAUGUCUAAGGGAGAGAUCAGAAAGGCUUCAGCUCUCCAGGAGGAUGUAGUAGCUCCAGAAGAAAAUGGGCAUGUCAACAAAAAGCUUAAAACGGACAUAGAAGAGGAGAACAAGAAGUAUCCGAAAAAGAAAGUGGUCCUUCUAAUGGCGUAUUCUGGGAAAGGUUACCAUGGAAUGCAGAGAAAUGUGGGUUCCUCCCAAUUUAAGACUAUUGAAGAUGAGUUGGUCCAGGCUCUGGUCCAGUCUGGAUGUAUCCCUGAAAACCAUGGUGAGGAGAUGAAGAAAAUGUCCUUCCAGAGGUGCGCCCGCACGGACAAGGGUGUAUCCGCUUCAGGUCAAGUUGUGUCGCUGAAAGUUUGGUUGAUAGACAACUUAAUGCAAAAGAUUAAUGAACAUCUGCCACCUUGCAUCAAGAUAUUGGGUAUGAAGAGGGUGACGGGGAGAUUUAAUUCCAAAAACUCUUGUGAUGCUCGCACAUACUCCUAUACAAUGCCCACGUUUGCUUUUGCUCACAAGGACCGGGAGACACAGGAUGAGAGUUAUCGACUUAGCAACGAAACACUCAACAGAGUAAAUGAACUUUUGACCCUAUACAGGGGCACCCACAAUUUCCAUAAUUUCACCUCACAGAAAGGGCCAAAGGACCCCAGUGCAAAGCGUUAUAUCAUGGAAAUGUAUUGCGAGGCUCCAUUUCUACAGGGAGGUCUGGAGCUGGCUGUGAUUAAGGUGAAAGGACAGAGCUUCAUGAUGCACCAGAUCCGCAAAAUGAUUGGAUUGGUUAUUGCAGUGGUCAAGGGCUAUGCUUCCCCAACCAUCAUGGAACGAAGCUGGGGGGAGGAGAAAGUGGAUAUUCCCAAAGCCCCUGGCUUGGGGUUGGUGCUGGAGAGGGUGCACUUUGAAAAAUAUAACAGACGAUUUGGGAAUGAUGGACUACAUGAAUCUCUUGAUUGGACAGAAGAAGAACCAAUUAUUGAGGACUUUAAGAAAGAACAUAUAUAUCCUACCAUUAUUCAGACAGAAAUAGAGGAGAAAUCCAUGGCCAGCUGGAUGGUCACAUUACCCAUCCAUGACUACUAUGCUACUUCUACAGAACACAACAUAGACAGUAACAAGGCGGAAGGAGCAGCAGUUAGUGAUGAAGGUGGAGACUCGGACUGAGCCUGAAGAAUGUACAUCAGCACAAUCCUACCUGGACCACAAUUUCUCAAGAUGUCAUUGCUGCUGUUAUAUUGGUUAUUUAAAUCCCCUAUUGUGUGAUUUGCAGAGUAAUAAUACGAUCUGUGGCGUUAUGGCUGCACAUUAUUUCUUUUAAACUCCAGGAAGACGAACCAUUUAUAUUUAUCUUUGUUCACCUGAAACAUAUAGUUGCAGGAAAAGGGUGUUCUGGGCUAUGUCUUCCUAUAGCUAUGGUAUCGUAAAACACCGGAAUUCUGAUAUCGCAAUAAAAUUGGGCAGUUUCAUUCUUCA
Molecule: messenger RNA, 1643 nt
Organism: Bombina bombina (fire-bellied toad)
Lineage: Eukaryota; Metazoa; Chordata; Amphibia; Anura; Bombinatoridae
Gene: PUS1
Product: pseudouridine synthase 1
Exons: 6
Coding region: 138-1334 (398 amino acids)
Biological process (GO): tRNA pseudouridine synthesis; mRNA pseudouridine synthesis
Cellular component (GO): nucleus
Molecular function (GO): RNA binding; pseudouridine synthase activity
Source: RefSeq, a predicted model, not a curated record